Messenger RNA from Vicia villosa (hairy vetch), 891 nucleotides. RefSeq lists its product as uncharacterized. Bases 1 to 891 code for a protein of 296 amino acids. Lineage: Eukaryota; Viridiplantae; Streptophyta; Magnoliopsida; Fabales; Fabaceae. The record is from RefSeq and is a predicted model, not a curated record. The transcript has a single exon.
AUGAACGCCCUCCUCCACAAAGCUCAAGCCUUCAUCGCUUUCGAAGAAGGAGAGGUUGCUGCCAUGAAAGCCUCGCGAGGCAAUGAUGCCGCUCGUAGUUUGAACUACGAAAACUCAGGUUCAAGACGGGGACAUGAAAAAAGGAAAGAUGACAGGUCCCACGACGCCAAAGAGCGCCGAGGACCAGCUGGUCGCUUCAACGACUACACCCCUCUGAAUGCUUCACGGGAGAAAAUCUUGGCCGAAUGCAAAAGCACCAAAUUCAAGAAUUCCUGCAUCAGGCCCCCGAAGUCAAACCCCGCAAGGACAGGAACUGACAAAUCCAAGUACUGCAAGUACCACAAGAGUCACGGGCAUCUAACCGAGGAAUGCAUUCAUCUUAAGGAUGCCAUUGAGACACUGAUCAAGGAAGGUCGCCUUUCGAAAUACACAAAGAAAGGAGAACCUUCCCGGAGGGACGACCAACGAAACUCUGACGAGGGCAACUCACCGGAUAACAGGCCUCUGCAAGUACCCCUGUCCUUCACCCGUCCUGAAGACUUCAUGCCUUCGGUUGGAAUAACUACCACAUUUAGCGAGUGGGAAAGAUUCCCGACCGCCAUGGUCGUCUCUAACGGCGGGGAUCCCGGUUCUCUCACCAUCAGCUCAGUGAAGAGAAAGUUCGAUGAAUUGCUCAACGCCAACGCAGACCUUGGCCCUACUCUGCGGAAGUUCAGAGGAAAAUCAGAUCCAAUCACUUUCUACUUGGAAGAGCUGCCCGGCGGAGCCCCGAACGCCACAAUUCCCCUACUCGUCCGGGCCAGAAUGGCAAACUUUGACGUCCAACGAGUCCUAGUCGACGAAGGCAGCUCGGUCGACAUCAUGUACUCUCACCUCUUCCGGACACUCUAG